GUCACUCGUGAACGUGAUGGUUGUUCUGUAGUGUUGUUAUUAUCAUUCAAUUCCCUCCCCACCAAUUUCCUAUUUGCAUCGUUUUCGAUACAUUAGCUUGUUCGUUAUCCUUCAUCCGGUAAAACUAGAUGCAGAGUCAUCAAAUAAAUUAUGUCAAACGCGCAAUUUGUGGCAUUAACAUGAGAGAGUGAUUAUCUCGGCCUCGGUACGAUAGUAAUAUUAUAAUAUUCAUUUUUCUCGUUAGAGAAAUCAACACAUACAUGAUUGAAGCAGGAGUUCUAUCUGCCGUGUUUAACGGUCUAUAAAUUGAAUUUUACAUUGUGUGCAAAUAGCCACUUACGGACGUAUAUCGUUCGAGAUAUAAAAUCAGUGUUCUUUCGGUUCUCUUUCGGUUUCGUCCUCACGCAAAUGCGUACACUUGUAGGCCCUUUUUUGCUGUGGAGGGAAUGCUGACGCUGCCACAUCCUUCAGUGCGGACGAUCAGCAGAAAAUGGGGUCGAAGCGACGACGUAUCAAAAUAAGACGAGGACCGCUAACGUAAUCGAUUUAUAGCGCGUCGAAUAGGAAAGAUGAUGACCGCCAUGGCCAGGUUGCCUUGUAAGCAAUCCUCGCCUUCGCAACAGCAAAGAGUGAAUAAUUUCGGAAAUAGUCGUAAUUCGUAUUGGGAUAUUCAAGCUAGGCAUCCAACACCACCUUAUGUUAGAAAUCAUCAUCGGCACAUUGAUCACACAGGAAAACGUAAGAGUGCAGUGGAAUUAUUGCAAGAAACGAAAGCAUUUUACGUAAAAAGUGAGACUGUGCUGGAUCGGAAACAGGAACUCAAGAAUAGCGGUCAUCUUCAAGUGUCUCAGCUAAGUGCACCUAGUGCACCACCUAGGUUACUUAGGAAGUGUGGAAAUACAACUGUACCGUGCUCGAUACAAUCACCCUCGCCAUCACAAAUAUCUAAUCCUGUAACACCACCCUGUUGUUGGGCCACGUGUCAUGAUCAAGAUAGAACAGAUGGGAUUUUGAGUCCUCAACAAACACUGCCACCCGCGCUGCCACCAAAGAGCCCACGUUUAGUCCCUGUUCCGCAGCGGCGCACUAUUUCAGGGCCACCGAGUACUACGAGCGGGGAUCAAUUGCAGACAAAAUUACGGAGAUUACUCAACACCGAUAGCAAGGAGAAUGUCUUCUUCCCGGAAAGCCCAACUCAGGCUUGCCUUCAAACAACAAACGGUGUCACACGUGAGGAAAAGUUCAGAUAUUCACCUGGCAGCUUAUCACCUGGUUGCCGAGACGAUGACCGUGCGUCGCAUUGUACACCGCCAGACGUUCGCUUCAAAUUUGGUCGCAGUAAUUCACAUUCUCAUACAUCUGGCCCAGGCAGCAGAAAAUCCAUCACUUCUCCAUCAGCAGAGAACACAAUUUGUCAUAAAUCUUUGCCUGAUCUUCACACUAGCACACAUCGUCGAGCUUCGUUAUCACCACGUACGUCGACAAAAUCACCUGCUAAACAAUCUGGGCAUCAUUAUGGGGCUAACAAUUGUCCAGAUUGCGAGACUAGUUCGGAUUAUUCCGAGCAUAGUUUCAAACGUGAUGCUGUCUGCUAUCGCAGUACGCGUCACAUCAGACGAUCGUUAGGCUCUGGCGGUGGAGAUGCUAGUAGUGUUCUAUCCUCUGGUGGCAGAACACAGAAAUCGUCUGGCUCGAGUAAAUUGAGUCAUGGCGCUACUGCAAGAGAUUCUGGUGGAUCCUCUGGGCAUUGUACUCAUCGUAGUGAACCACCACCAAGGUUACAGGAUUAUUGGACUCACGUACGUAGAGACAGUGGUGCAUCUACUCAACAUUCAACUGAUAAAAAUCGUUCAAGAAAGGGUAGUUAUGCCAGUGGUACACCGCCUUCUGUCGUGAGACAUUAUAGUCCUGAUUCUGAAAGCAGCGAGAGUCAAACUGAUUACAGUCCUACUUGUAACUCUAGAUUCUCAGAUGGUUGGAAGGAAGGACGUGGUAGACCAAUUUUGAGAUCAAAAUCUGAUAUAAGUGAUCGUUAUUGGAGACAAGAUAAUGGUCGAACAAGCAAGUUAUCAGCACGUACGCCACGUUCGGUGACACAGUUGGAGAAUUUCUUUGAUCGUUUGGGUUUAGAUUCAGAUAAUUAUCAACUUAUCACUGAACCCGAUUCGAAAUCUUCGUCACCUGUAUUUUUCGAUAGUGUUAGCUCGGUCGACUCAGCAUUAGGUCUUUACUCUUGGAUUGGAAAUAAUCAGGCAAAUCAGGGUAGUCAAUGGCAGAAUAAUAAUUGUAGCAUUGGUAUGGGUAAUGACGAUUCUAAUCAAAGGGUUAACGAUCCACCGAGCAUCGUUGAACGAAAUGCUCGAAUUAUUAAGUGGCUUUGCCAAUGUCGUAAGGUACAGUUUGGUUACAGUUAAAUACUGUGAUGGUUCCCUUGGUAAGUUAUGAUAUUUUCAAAGACUAUUUAAUUUUAGACACAAACAUAUGUUUUUCUCUUCAUUUUUCAUUCAUUAUUAUCAAUUUUAUGUAAAUUAUUCCAACAUUUUUUUUGUAUGGUUAAAAAAGUAAUCGUUAACUUUCUAAUAGUACUAAAUUGCUUAUAUGCAGUUUUUUGUUGUUCUCAUGAAUAGUCAUUUUAGAAAAAGGUGUGCCAUUCACAAUAUAUUAUUCAAUUGCUGCCUGCUCAUUUUUGAUUCGUUCUUUCAAUUUUAGUAUAUUUCAUAUCAUAUCUUACAUUUCUAAUUAGUAACAAGUCAUGCGGAGAAGUAAUUGUUAUAAUGGAUUUUUCUUCGCAACAAUUAUUUUUUAUUAAUAAUAUACUUAUCGAAAAAAUUAUGGUUACUAUUUUCUAGGUAAUAUAAAUGAGAUCUGAGAAAAUGAAUUUUUUGAUUCAUUUUUUCUAUGUAUAUAUUUGAAGAAUUUAAUUAAUAUGGUUUUUUUCUUAUAUAUAUAUAUGCAUAGACUCAUACAUGUAAUUUUUUUCAUUAUAAGAAGUUCUUUCUUUAGAAUAUAUUGAUUCGUUAUUGUCUUUUAGCGUUAUUAAACUUGUAAUGAAUUUAUGUGUGAUAUGUUAUACGAGUGUUUUUUCUCACAUCUAUUGAAGGAACUUAUCGAGUCUGAUUACGCAGACGUAAAAGUUAGUAUAAUCCAUUCAGUUAUACGUUGUUUGUUACGAUAUUGAAAGAUUAUUGUUCAAUUCUAAAAAAAAAAGAAAAAAAAAGGAAAAAAAAAACAAAACAAAAAGAGAAAAAAACUUCCGAUGAAAUAAAUUUAUGUUAAAUUUAUUAUUAUGGAUAAAAUGUGAUAGACAAAUUUUAAAGAAAAAGAAUAUUUAAAAAUGUUGUCUUCUCUUACUGUUUCUUUAUACCACAUGCUUAAGAAUCAAUCUUUGAGAACAUUAUAUAUAUAUUUAAAAAAAAAUGUUUUUUAUGAUGAAAGUGAAAUUUUCUGUUGAAUUUUGUCAUUAGUAAAAUAAUCAAUGUGAUUUAGUUGAUAUUUCUUAUAAAAUGAAAUACUCUCCUAUUCGCAUUCUUGAUAAUAUUAAAAAAACAGUGCAAUUCAUAUUAUAUAUUAUGAAUAAGGACAAACAUUGAAGAGAUCAUAUUACAUAUUUUAUUCAUACGUUCAUUUUUAUUUAUUGCAUUUUUGAUUAUCAUUUUUUUUUAAAUUAUAAGUAAUUUAUGCAAAUCAAUGCAUAAUUUUCUUUGUUGCUAGUAUAUUGAAAGAAAUUAGUGAAUUCCCCCAUUUUUUAAUAAUGGAAUUUAGACAAGGAAUUUAUCAGAACUUUUUUCUGCAAAGAUUGUUAACUAAAGAUACUUCGACUGAAUUGAAACAUGAAACACUCACAGUUAAUGCAGCAGAAUGUUCUAUCGUACUUAAUUAUAUGCUCGUAGACUGAUAAAUAUUUAUAGAUGAUCAUGAUGUUGCUGAUAAUGAUAAUGAUAAUGACCAUGACGAUGACGACGACGACGACAACGACGACGACGGUGAUGGUAAUAGUGGUAGUGGUGAUGAUGAUGAUGAUGGUGGUGGUGGUGUGAUGAUGAUGAUGAUGAUGAUGAUGAUGAUGAUUAUGAUGAUGAUGAUGAUGAUGAUGAUGAUGAUGAUGAUGAUGAUGAUGAUGAUGAUUAUAAUUAUGAUGAUGGUGAUGAUGAUGAUUUAAUAUUGUCGAACGAGUAUUGUUUUCGAGUUAACGUUUUUAAUGGAAAAAUAUAAAAAAGAAAAGUUUCAAAAUAUUAGAGAAAAAAUGUAGCUGUAUUUAGCACACAAUGAGAAAGCUAAAUGUCAAAAUUAAAGUAUAUUGAACUAUAUUCUACUCUAUUAAAUUCGAGUAACGAUAUUUUGUGCCUGAAAAGUAAUAAGCGCCUUUUUUUAAAAAUGAAGAAUCGUUUAUGGUUACGUUUACAUAUAUAUUUAAUACUUUGUCAUUUUCCAAUUUAAUGGUAUUUACAUAGGAAGAAUAAAAUUUAAUUAAUAUAUCUUUUUCGCAUUAGCUAGAGGAUACUUUUUAACGUAUAUUUACUCGUUCAGUCGUUUACAAAAGUUAUCUGAAAAGAUAUUUUAUUUUUGAACACUAUAAACUUAAUACACAAACACACUUUUUAUAAUUAACUAUAUUUAUAUCAUGAAGUGUCUUUUUAUUUAAUACUAUUAUUUUAAACAUACCUUUUUGUGCAAUAAUAUCAAUGUUUUUAUUAUUAUAUGACUCUAUAUGAUGUCUUUGGUUAAAAAGAAUUUUACUAUUUACAUUAUAAUAAACAGAUAACGGUGUGUCGACUUUCUAAAGUUGUAAUCUAUAAGUGGUUUAUUCUUAUAAAAAAUACAGAAUCUGUAUAGUAUAAUGUUAUAGAAAAUUAUUUCAACGAUUCGUAUUUGAAACAAUAUGAAAAAUAUUCUAGUUGUGUAUUUAAGAAAAAUAUUCAUAUAGUUCAUUGAUACAACUUGAUAAAAAUCAGAAUAAAAUAAUAUGGAGAAAUAAGAUGAGAGCUUUAACUGUAACAGAAUUUUACAUUUUUCAAAUAUACAUAAAUAAAUAAAUACAUACCAUACAUACGUACAUAGUGAAUAUGAUAGAAUGCUCAUUUAGCAGUAUAGGUGUGUAUCAGUAGCUGAUGAAUAGUUGAUAUUUGUUAAAUCUGCAAUUCUUCUUGCUUUAGACGCAAUUCUCAAUAAAAAUAUAUGCUAGGUGUUUAUGAAGGAUGCCUCAAAAGUCAAUUGUAAAAUACUGUUGCACAAAGUUAAAUAUAAUAAUGAAAACGUAGGAUAUAUAUACGAGAAGAGAAUGUAUUUAAAAUUUUUAAUCUUAUAUUGCUGGUCGCAAUCAAAAUAUGUGUGCUCCUUUUAUUAACACCUUGCAUAUAAGUUAUUUCAAUAAAUAUAAUACGUUGUGUGAUAACCAGUUAUAUUUAAAACUGCAUUUAGAAGUUUGACCAAGUAAGAAUUAGAAAGUCUGUAUAUUCUAAGUCUAAAAUUUCCAUUUUGUAUUUCUCACUACAUAUUCUAUCAUGAAAAAAAAGUGUACUACUGCUCAUUUUAAAAAGAAAAUUAAAAUAAUUAGCUUAUGAAAGUGUUCUUUCCAUAACAUAAAAAUAAUUGAUGCACGGUAUAAGAAAAUGUUCUUAUUAUUUUCAGAUAUUCUAAAAGAACUGAUUGGAAUAAAAGUUUGUGUUGGAUAAAAGUACAAAUAGAAAAUAUAUUUUGUAUUAUUAUUUCUUUUUAAAAAUAAUUCUAAUAUCCUCUAUGAAAAGACAUUUUCAUAUUUCCUUACACAAUAAUGAAAAUUUAAAUGCUGUUUCAUAUGUGCUGUGUUCAUUUAUUUAUAUUUGCAUAUCAACAAUUAUUUAGUCAAGAAGUAUGAUAAUACAUUGUUUCUCUAAUCGAUCAUUACAUAAAAUAUUUCUUUGCGUAAUUUAUUAAAAUUUAACCUUAAUUAAGUUUAAUUCCAAUGGAUAAAAAAAUGAGAAAAUUUAUAAUCGAGUAAUUCUUUUUUUAUUCAUGUAUUAUCUUGUAAUUCUUGUAUUAUCAUUCCAUUCCUACUUUUCACAUUUUUAUAUUAUGACAUUCCACUAAAAUGUUGCGUCUUAUACAAGACUUAAUGCAAUAAUUUAAAAUAAUUAUAUUAUUGUCUUCAAACAUAAACCAAAAUCAUUGAUUGUACAAUACAAUUUCAAUAUACAUAUAUUUACAUAUAUAAUUUUUGAUGUAUAAUACCCGACACUGCUUUAACAACGUGACUUUUUAAUUGCUUUUUAUAAUCUAGUCAUGUAAAACAAAAGAUUGUAAACGUGAAAAUAUUAAAAUUUUUUCCAUAUAUCAUCA
Messenger RNA from Vespula vulgaris, 6315 nucleotides. RefSeq lists its product as uncharacterized. Lineage: Eukaryota; Metazoa; Arthropoda; Insecta; Hymenoptera; Vespidae. The record is from RefSeq and is a predicted model, not a curated record. Bases 570 to 2414 code for a protein of 614 amino acids. The transcript is spliced from 8 exons.